GCCUCUGCCACAGCUGACAGACGACAGUGAGAGUGACUACGACUAGUGAGCUAGUGACAGACAGCCCGGAUAAGGUUAUGUUAUGUUGAUGGUAAACUAACACCAAAAACUGACGUUUUGGCGUUCGUCCGUUACUCGUUUGUUACGGUGUUAAAGUGUUAUACAAUUUGUAUUCUUAUUCUUGUAUUUGUUAAAAUGAAAAGAAGCUAUCAAAGUGGGGCAAAGAAAAGGCAAGACAAGAAGAAAAGAGAAGAGGAUGCUUCAAAGUGUUCUUCCACCCUAUCUGCUUGGUUAUGUCCUACUACUAGUACUACUACAACUAAAAGUACUAAUGUCACAUCUACAUCUAGUACUGAAACUAGACCAAUAAUUGCCUCAGUCCCAGGAAAUGAGAUUGAAGAGGAAGUUACAGCUCAAGAUAACGCUGAAGAAAGUAUUGAUGAAGAAGUAACAUGCCUAGGGCUAGGGCAUCAACAAGAAAAUUGUGCCAAACCUCCAACAAGUCCUACGUCAAGCAGUGAACUGAUCGGCGUAAAUGAUCAAGUAAGUAGACAUGCCAAGUACAGAAUACUUAUAUCAUAUUUUUCAACAUAA
Homalodisca vitripennis (glassy-winged sharpshooter) is the source of this 594-nucleotide messenger RNA. RefSeq lists its product as uncharacterized. The transcript is spliced from 2 exons. Bases 196 to 594 code for a protein of 132 amino acids. NCBI's taxonomy places the organism in Eukaryota, Metazoa, Arthropoda, Insecta, Hemiptera, Cicadellidae. The record is from RefSeq and is a predicted model, not a curated record.